AUGGCUUCUCUUCUCACCGGCGGAAUUUCACCUUUUUGUUCAAAACCCAUUUUAGAACCCUUUAAAGGGUCUCUGUUUCACCAAUUUCCCAAAUCAUCCAGCCUCAGAAACCCGAGUCCAAGAACUUUCUUGAAGAUUAGGGCUGACGUCGGCUAUGAAUCCAAUACUACAAUUGAGUCUCCAGGUAAGAAAUCAUCGGUCUCUGCCUCAGAUGAUGAUGACCCGCUUCAUAAAUUCUUGAAAAGAGACUAUAAGUGGGGUUUUAAUGAAGAGAUCGACUCCUUUACGAUUCCUAAGGGGUUGUCUGAGGAAACAGUUAGGUUAAUUUCUUCUAGGAAAAAUGAGCCUGAUUGGAUGCUUGAGUUCAGAUUAAAGUCUUAUCAGAAGUUUGUCAAUAUGAAAGAGCCCAAAUGGUCAGAUAAUCGGUACCCAGAAAUUGAUUUUCAGGAUCUUUGUUAUUAUUCAGAGCCCAAAAAGAAGCCCACUUUGAAUAGUCUUGAUGAGGCUGACCCUGAGCUGGUUAAGUAUUUUGAUAAGCUUGGGGUGCCUUUGAAUGAAAGGAAUAGACUGGCUAAUGUCGCGGUUGAUGCUGUUCUUGAUAGCGUUUCAAUUGCUACUACUCANGGACCGAGCCUAAUUUUUUUUGGCCGGGCCCGGCGCUGCUCGGCUCGGGCCAAAAAAAGCUCGGGCUCGGCUCGGCUCGGCUCGUUGCCACCGCUAGCCGCCUAUCUUCUGGAUGGUUCCAAUUCUGGUGAGGUGGAAGCAUCUUCCAACGAGCUUGCUGAUCUGUAUUUCUGUCCAAAAUAUCCAGCUGCCUAUCUUCUGGAUGGUUCCAAUUCUGGUGAGGUGGAAGCAUCUUCCAACGAGCUUGGUGAUCUGUAUUUCUGUCCAAGUCAGCUAGCUUUCCCUCCACAUGAACCCUUUAAAGGGUCUCUGUUUCACCAAUUUCCCAAAUCAUCCAGCCUCAGAAACCCGAGUCCAAGAACUUUCUUGAAGAUUAGGGCUGACGUCGGCUAUGAAUCCAAUACUACAAUUGAGUCUCCAGGUAAGAAAUCAUCGGUCUCUGCCUCAGAUGAUGAUGACCCGCUUCAUAAAUUCUUGAAAAGAGACUAUAAGUGGGGUUUUAAUGAAGAGAUUGACUCCUUUACGAUUCCUAAGGGGUUGUCUGAGGAAACAGUUAGGUUAAUUUCUUCUAGGAAAAAUGAGCCUGAUUGGAUGCUUGAGUUCAGAUUAAAGUCUUAUCAGAAGUUUGUCAAUAUGAAAGAGCCCAAAUGGUCAGAUAAUCAGUACCCAGAAAUUGAUUUUCAGGAUCUUUGUUAUUAUUCAGAGCCCAAAAAGAAGCCUACUUUGAAUAGUCUUGAUGAGGCUGACCCUGAGCUGGUUAAGUAUUUUGAUAAGCUUGGGGUGCCUUUGAAUGAAAGGAAUAGACUGGCUAAUGUCGCGGUUGAUGCUGUUCUUGAUAGCGUUUCAAUUGCUACUACUCAUAGGAAGACGUUGGAGAAAGCCGGUGUGAUUUUUUGUUCAAUUUCUGAGGCUAUUAGAGAGCAUCCAGAGAUAAAUGCGAUGGAGACGGGGCAGUUUGAGAGGACAUUGAUCGUUGCAGAUGAAGGAAGUUUCGUAGAGUAUUUGGAGGGGUGUACUGCACCUUCUUAUGAUACGAACCAAUUGCAUGCUGCAGUGGUGGAGUUGUAUUGCCUUGAGGGUGCCGAGAUCAAGUAUUCCACGGUUCAGAAUUGGUAUGCAGGUGAUGAGGAAGGGAAAGGUGGUAUCUAUAAUUUUGUUACAAAGAGGGGGCUUUGUGCUGGGCCUAGGUCUAAGAUAUCAUGGACACAAGUGGAGACUGGGUCAGCCAUCACUUGGAAAUACCCAAGUGUUAUUUUAGAGGGUGAUGAAUCAGUUGGUGAGUUCUAUUCUGUGGCAUUGACCAAUAAUUAUCAGCAGGCUGACACGGGAACGAAGAUGAUACACAAGGGGAAGAAUACUAGAAGUAGGAUAAUAUCGAAAGGUAUUUCAGCUGGACAUUCAAGAAAUUGUUAUAGAGGUCUGGUUCAGGUAUUGUCCAAUGCGCACAAUGCUCGAAAUUCUUCGCAGUGUGAUUCAAUGCUCAUUGGAGACAAUGCUGCUGCUAACACUUAUCCAUACAUUCAGGCGAAAAAUCCGACUUCCCGUAUUGAACAUGAAGCCACGACCUCCAAAAUUGGUGAAGAUCAGUUAUUCUACUUCCAGCAGAGAGGUAUUGACUAUGAGAAAGCUAUGGCAGCCAUGAUUUCUGGGUUUUGUCGGGACGUCUUCAAUGAAUUGCCUGAUGAAUUUGGGGCUGAAGUAAACCAGCUCAUGAGUUUGAAGCUUGAAGGAUCUGUUGGCUAA
Molecule: messenger RNA, 2367 nt
Organism: Fraxinus pennsylvanica
Lineage: Eukaryota; Viridiplantae; Streptophyta; Magnoliopsida; Lamiales; Oleaceae
Source: the annotation of a GenBank genome assembly